This is a messenger RNA of Onychostoma macrolepis, 2811 nucleotides long. RefSeq names its product NXPE family member 3-like. The record is from RefSeq and is a predicted model, not a curated record. The annotation marks the transcript as partial. The transcript is spliced from 3 exons. Lineage: Eukaryota; Metazoa; Chordata; Actinopteri; Cypriniformes; Cyprinidae.
UGGACGUCUUUUGUCUGUAGCACCCAACAUUUUACAACACAAACGACAACAGUGUGCCUGAAAGACAAACACAUCUACAUGAUGGGAGACUCGACUUUGAGACAGUGGUUUGAGUUCUUUGUGAAAGAAGUACCAACGCUGAAGCAGAUGAACCUGCAUGUCCAAUAUCAGUCAGGGCCGCUCCUAGCAGUGGAUGUGGAGAACAACAUUGACUUACACUGGAGGGCUCACGGUGUUCCUCUGCGCACUCUGAAAACAGCAGUUGCUGAUCUGCACUACAUCAGUAAUGAGAUCGAUGACCUUGCUGGAGGACCCCACAUGGUCAUUAUGUUCAAUCUGGGGCCACAUUUCACCACGUACCCUUUGGAUUUCUUCACCCAGAGAGUGUGGAGGAUCCGCAAAGCUGUUCUAGCAUUGUUACAGCGGGCGCCUGACACUACCGUUGUAAUCAAGACUGUCAACACUGGCUAUAAGGAUAUUUUCGGCAGUGACUGGUAUUCUCUACAGUUGGACAGAAUUCUGCGAUGGGCUUUUCAGGAUGUUGGUGUUUAUAUUCUGGAUGUGUGGCAAAUGACGGCCUGUCACUACAGCAAAGAGAACAUUCAUCCAGGCCCUGUCAUCAUCAAAAAUGAGAUUGACAUUUUACUAUCUUUUGUUUGCCCUGAAUAAAAUUUAAAUGAUUAAAUUUUACUACAUUUGAAAAUUCAGGUCAUGUGUAGGAAAACUACCAUGAAAUACUGUGUGACAGUGUUUAAAACAAGUGUGUGCAUGUUUACUAUAAACGGGUCACAUACACACUGGAAUUAAUUGCAGUUUUAUUCCUGCAUUGGUUUCCAAAAACACAUAUACUAUCUCUCAUAUUGCUUUAAGUCAGCGGUUCUUAAUCCUGGUCCUCGUAACCCCCCGCUCUACACAUUUUGUAUGUUUCUCAUAUUGCUUCAGAGAUUUGUUCCACUCGACCGUAAGUGCCUGCUACGUGGAUAUCACAGAAUAUUUUGCCAUUCUAAGAGACAUGACUACUAUUCAAAUCUCAUGAUCACAGUUAAAAAACCCUUCACACUUCCAGUACAUUAUGUCUGUGAAGACGCUGCAGGCAGUGGUGUAGUGUAAAUCUGUGCCGAUUUCCCAUGUGCAGGCAGUAAAGAGCAGUGAACACUGAACACUGAUAUAGCACAUAAUGUUUCCUAUAUUGACACCUGCAAAACACAUAGAUGAUGGACACACAAUUCACAAAAGAUCGCUGCUAAUCAAAUAUUUUGUCUUUGAAUCAUGAUUAUAGAUUUUAUUAUAUAACUAAAAAUGAUGAUAAUGAGUUCUCUAAGGACACUAAAUGCCAACAGCAUGUAGGUAUAAUAUAAUGAUCAAUUAUCUAAUGCAUCAUGAUUCUUAAACGAUUCUGAAUUUUGUGUUUGACGAGUUUGCACUUACAUAUAAUCAGAUUGAGCAAACAGAAAGUAUAUUUGGCAUGCUGUCCGAGGGGAGGGCUCUGAUCUUGGAACAUAGCCUGGACCCAGAGAACUCCCCAUAUCCCCAAGCUGGGGUAAGUUACGAGUGAGGAGUUGGGGUGGAGGAGGGAUGCCGGAAAAAACUGUUAUCUGUCAUGGGACAGAGAUGAGACGGCUGCAUAUUUCACGAGUUCACACUUGCAUAUAAUGAACUGAGUAAAGGUUAUGCGUAUUUGGCGUGCUGUCCAGGGAGAGGGCUCCGAGCUCGGUACUUACCCCCGAGCCCAGGGUACUCCCCCUGUACAGAGAGAGGGGUCCGAGCUCUGCAUUUAGCCCGGACCCAGAGCGUUCCCCCCAAAGAUGCAAUAAGCACGGGACAGCAGCCAAAGAGGCAUGUUGAUACCCCCCAAAAUCGUCAGAGCUUAAUGUUGGUGGGGUGCUGGACGUCGCUUGGAGUAACGGCACUGCUGUGGCCUUAGCGAAGAGAGUUUAGCUACUGCGGGAGCGGACACUGCUGCGGCAUCUGAAAAACAAAAAAGAAAGUGGCUUCUACGGAAGCUGGCACUGCUGCAACAUCUGAGAAGAGAAUGUGGCUUCUGCGGAAGCAGGCACUGCUGCGGCAGUGGGAAGUAGAGAUGAGUGGGAAGUAGGGAUAGAGGGUCCUGCGGAAGUGAGAACUUCUGUGGAAUCUGAAAAGAGAAUGUGGCUUCUAUUGAGAAGGUCACUGCUACGGCAUCUGGAAAGAGAAGGAGGCUUCUGUGGGAGCAGUCACUGCUGCGGCAGUGGGUAAAUACAGAUAGGGCUCCAACGGGAGCAGACACUGCUGCGGCAGUGGAGGAAUAUAGAAAAGGCUCCUGCGGGAGCAAAUCACUGCUACGGCAAGAGAAGGAGGCUUCUGCGGAAGCGUGCUCUGCUACGGCAGUAGGGAAAUGCAGAUAGGCAGGGUUCCCACGGGUCCUUGAAAUCCUUGAAAGUUUGUGAAUCUGAUAAAACAUUUUCAAGGCCCCGGAAAGUUUUUGAAAAUAAACAAACAUAGAUACAGGUCCUUGAAAAUUCCAUAUUAUUCCCUCUAGUGUUGUCACGGUACCAAAAUUUCAGUAUUCGGUACCGAUACCAGUCAAAAUCCACGGUUCUCGGUAUCAAUUUCGGUACCACAUGCUAAUUAAAAAAAACACACUAUUUUUAAUAAUAAAGUCAAACAAAAAUUAAAAUGUACAAAAAUCAAUGCCAUUCUUUAUACUUUAUUUAAAUUGUGAUUCAAGUUUUUCCGCAAGUAAUAAAAGUAUGAAAAACAGUAAACAAGUUUCACCCAAAUUUAAUUUGUCUUUUAAUUAAUUUUAAACACAUUGUAUUGUUUUGGUAUAUA